Arabis nemorensis is the source of this 1725-nucleotide messenger RNA. Lineage: Eukaryota; Viridiplantae; Streptophyta; Magnoliopsida; Brassicales; Brassicaceae. The record is from the annotation of a GenBank genome assembly.
AUGACAGAAGAAGAUGAAGAUUCAAUGGCGGAAUCUUCUACUCUCAUGUCGAAAGCUAAGGAACUUGAUUACGUUCUCGAACAACUCUUCAGCGAAACAGAAGAACAACAAACAGCGAAAGCAAUUUACGACUCGUGGUUUAUCAAUGACCCUAUUCUCUUAACUCAAAUGCUUCUCAAAGUUUAUCAAUCUUCUUCUUCAAGAGACGUAAUCAGAUUCCGAUCAAUCUAUCUCCUCUCCGAAACUCUCACCGGAUUAAGAACUCGCGGCUUCGAACUCUCUCCGUUAGCUCUCGAAGAAAUCAAACCCCUUGUAAUCUCUUGCUUGAGAUCGCCAAAAGCUAAAGAAUCUGACUCCAAGAUCCUCCGAAUCAUCGUCUCUUUCGUCGCUUACAACAAUGUUGCUAAUGGUGGAUGGGAUUGGGACGAGCUUAGUGAUUGUAUACUCUCAGUUGCAGAUACCGAUCCGUUAAGAGCUUUCAAUGUGUUUCUCGGUUUGCCACCACGAGUCGAUACUGGAUUUAUCAGACGAUUCUUGUCGAAAAUCAUCGAGAAAGCGGAGUUGUUCGUAAUGUCGAAUUUUGAGCUAGAUAGAGAAGAGGAUUGGAUAUUGGCUUCAGAGACUCUUGUGAAAUUAGGGAUUCAGGUCUUGAAUUCAGGAACGAGAAGGAAGAUUCUUGAGAUUGUUCUCAAGUCAGUAGAUGAGUUAGUGAGGAAGAAGAGAAUGUUAGAGUCUUCUCUAACACGACGGCUUCAAGAACUCGGGAAGUUCUUAGCGCAAGAUUCGAAGCUGUGUGUAUACAAUGACCAAGAAAGUGCGUUUGUGUCGAAGUUAGGUGCGGAACUGGCGAAUCGCGGUUUGAAAUUCUGCCCGUUUCUCGUUGAAUCGGAGGUGAUUAAAGAUCAUGGACGUCAAUGGUACAAGUUUUUGAGUUCCUUGUCACCUUUGGAGAUCUUUGGAAUGGUAAAGGAGCUUGAAGGUUCGGCGUUAGAGGUCGCAAUGAGAAGACUCAAUGUUUUACUUACACUUAACACUUUGAAAAAGGCGUUAAUCGACAUUUCAGUGAUCAGGAAACUCCAGCCAUUGCUUAUCUCUUGCCUAAAGAAAGAAGGAAUCCCUGAAAACACGUUUAAGAUACUCAGCGAGGUCGUGAACCACGUUGCAAUGGAGAUAUUCAAUGUUCAGGAAGACGAAUGGAUGGAACUACGCGAUUACAUUACAUCGUAUUGUCAAACAGAGUUCAGUAGAGGAUGUUAUAUCUUCACAUGCUUAACAAUGGCACUAGAUGAUCAACAUUUUGUGAUUCCUGUGAUUGAGAAUCUUCUUCCUGAGAUAAGGACUAGGCUAGACCCACAAAGAGGACUAUUGGUAGAUAACAUUUGCUGGGUCUUGGCGUUUAAAGGCGCUUUCUGCUUGAUGAUUCAGAUGACAGAGAUCACAAGCCACACUGAAACUGUGAGAGAGAUUGAAAAUAUGAUGAUUGAAUCAGUGAGAAAGCUUGUGGUAAGAAGAAUGGAAGUUGGUCUUGUGAGGAGAGCUUUUAGAGAUCUGGACAGAAUCGUCGAUGAACAGUUGAACUGGUAUAGUAUAAAUGAAUUCACAUUGGUUACACGUCUGCUUCAGAGGCUCUUAGCAAUCGAAGGCAUGAGAACGGGUAGUAAGACUGUGUUGGACAGAAUCAUGGGUACAUUGUUUUUGGUGGAGAUCAAGAUCACUGGAUUGUGA